UGUGGCAUCACUCUCAUAUUACACACAGCGAAAAGCGCUCCAGCCAAAUACCACAGUAUGUAUGAUUGGAUUUAUUUCACAGGUAUAAGGGUUGGCCUUCUUUUUGAAAAGUUUUUAUUUACUUCUUGAAUUGGUUGUUUGUUUCACUAUCCUCUCCAUGGAUGUAUAAAACUAAGGCAAAAUAAGCAAAAAGGAUUGUAAAGUAUUUUUUAUUUUCAUUUGUACAUUUUGGAUGCAUUGCACUGACAAGACAACAUGUUGUUGUCAGCGACAUUAGAGGAACUUCUCACCAACCUUUUUUGUCUUCGGAGACAGACAUCCAUAAACCACUGGUAGUGUUUGGAGGAUCUGGACACUGGCCAGUGAUACAUGAAAGCUGUUUUACGUUUGCUUUGAAUGAAUAGAAGCGAGAGGAUGUGACAUAGAGAGACCAAGUUCUUGUGAGUUUGACUUUAAAAAUGCUAGUACAAAAUGUAUUUUUUUACCCGUAAUACAUGAAAAAUAUAGUUUCACUUUGUGUAUCUCUCUGCUUAUGAAGAUGGAUUUCAACUUGAGUAGCACAGUGCUCUAUGCGGUCAACAGCACUGUGACCCCCUUCCUCAACAAUACAGGACCCUACCAUCCUGCAGCGGGACCCUGGAGUCUAUUACUGCUGGUGAUCAUCAUCAUGACCAUUGUGGUGGGCAACCUGCUGGUCAUCAUCGCUAUAGCACGGACAUCCCAGUUACAGACUAUAACUAACAUCUUCAUCAUGUCCCUGGCCUGUGCUGACCUUAUCAUGGGGGUUCUGGUGGUCCCUCUGGGGGCCACCAUAGUGCUGACAGGAAACUGGCAGCUGAGUGACACCUCUUGUGAGCUCUGGACCUCCGUAGACAUGCUCUGUGUCACGGCUAGCAUUGAGACUCUUUGCGUGAUUGCAGUGGACCGCUAUAUUGCUAUUACAAGGCCCCUCAGGCACAAGGUUCUGCUUAAUAAGUGGCGUGCCCGGUUAAUAGUGUGUGUGGUUUGGAUUGUGUCUGCUCUGAUAUCCUUUGUGCCCAUCAUGAACCAGUAUUGGCGAGCAGAGGAUGACCCGGAGGCCUUGCUGUGCUAUCAGGACCCUGCCUGCUGUGACUUUUUGAUCAACCGGACCUUUGCCAUUAUAUCCUCUGUAGUGUCAUUCUACAUCCCUUUGCUCAUAAUGAUAUUUGUCUAUGCCAAAGUCUUCCUUAUAGCCACACGACAGGUACAGCUCAUAGACAAGAUCCGUCUGCGCUUCCAGAGUGAGUGCCCAGUCCCCCAGACACAACAGCUGAGCCACCACAGUAACAACAUCCUGCCCUUGGCCUAUGGAGGCUCCUGCAGCAGAAGCAGCACCAGCUCAGCUCGCAAGAGGAGCUCCAGGCGAAGGCCUUCACGGCUAACGGUUAUCAAGGAGCACAAGGCCCUCAAGACCUUGGGCAUUAUCAUGGGCACCUUCACCCUCUGCUGGCUGCCUUUCUUUGUGGCUAACAUAAUCAACGUGUUUGACAGGAAUGUGCCCCCUGGAGAGAUCUUCCGCCUGCUCAACUGGCUGGGCUACAUCAAUUCUGGCCUCAACCCCAUCAUCUACUGCAGGAGCCCUGAGUUCCGCACUGCUUUCAAGAACCUACUGGGCUGCCCCUGGUUUUCCACCCCACGAUUUAACAUCUUCUACAAGGAGCUGCGGACACGAUGCCCCUGCUUCCUGGGUUCGGCUGAGGCAGGGGCGGCCUCUUUUCAGAAGCCCCCUGCUGCUGCCACGCCUGAGGGUGAUGAGAGCAUGGCCAGCAGUCAGAGCAGCUAUAAGAGUUUGGAACCUUCCCCAGGACCCCCACACUCCAACGGCAUCACACAGUUCAGUGACUUCUCAGAACCAGAAAAUUAAUUGAUGGGAUCAAACCUCGGAGAACAUAAAACGAGGAACAGGAUAAGAGGAGCAUGGUAAUGUGAGUAUCUGAUCAAAUCCUACAUCUAAAGCAUCAAGAAGAAAAUGGUGGGAGUUGAGUAAGCAGUUCACUAUGGGACAAAUCCAAAUGUUAAGCCAAAGUUUUACUUCGCUGUCUACAGCUGAGUAAAGUUUAAAGAAAUUGGCAAGUAACUUAAAUCAACUUUAUCUCAUCGAUUGUUUCUUUCAUACUUACUGUACCAUUGAUAGUAAUGACCGGAGAGAAAGAUCUACGCGUUCGAAGGUUCUCAAUUUUAAGGAACCAUAUGUGCUCCAGGUGGUUCUUAAGACACUGCAAACAACUUGAUUGAUGGCAUUAAAAUAUUUCAAUCAUUGGAAUCAACAUAUUUUUACAAAAUAAUCCCUUUGGCCCCAAACCUCCCAAGGGCCAUACCUCACUUUCUGACCACAAAGUACACUUUACCCUGUUGACAGGUACUGUAAAAGAAAAUACACUUUACUCAAAUGAUGGAUGUCUCUCUGCAUGAGACUUUGGGAUGGAGCGAAAGCUACAUUUUAACAAAGUUUUAAACUGCGCAGGCAAUUCUUUCCCUCAGAAGUCCACGUGAAAGUACAAUACUUGCUGUAUAAGGGAUGAGGGUACUUCUCUAGAUUUCUCCAACAAAGCAAUGGUGGGCAUUGUUUAUAUUUUCCUGUGUAGACAUGUACUGUACAGUUGAUAGGAUCCGAAUCUCUGGCAUUUUGAAAAAAUGAUUGGUUGAGCAGGGAGUAUGUUUGUGGGAAAGAGAAACCUUAGAGUACACACUACCAUGAAGUGAUUGAUGGGAAUAGGAAGGACAUUAAUCAAUCAGGAUAGACACAUUCAAAAGCUCAAAAUCAAAUAAGCAGUAAAACGAACUGUUAUUGUUCCCCAGUCUGAAGUGAACCCAAAUCACAUAAUGUUCAAUAUGGUAAUGUGGGUUACACAUUUCAACCUCCUUCCACCAUGUUAGAGUCAUCUCUUCCAAUGUGCAUUUGCCAAGUCAAACAAACACAUCUCCUGAUGAGACAGUUAGUUGGCCUUCUUGUCUAGAUGCUUUAAUAGUAAAGAACAUGUGCUUGGGAUUUCAUGGGAAGAUGGGAUAAACAACAAGUCUGAUAUUGCAAAGCAAAUUGAAAUCACAAGUGACACAAUCACAUAAGACAAUUGGAUCGAUUUCAGGGUUGGAUCUCAAUGUUAUGAUUUCCAAUUCCAUUAUUUAAAAUAUAUAUAUACAUUUCCCAAAAAUGUCAUAUCAACGUAAAAAUGUUUUCAUCUUCCCCAAGGCCUGUAAAACAAAACCAAUUGUAUUAUUUAAGGGGGUCAGUGUAAAUCAAAUAAAACUUUGAAAUGUAA
This is a messenger RNA of Oncorhynchus gorbuscha (pink salmon), 3281 nucleotides long. RefSeq names its product beta-1 adrenergic receptor-like. Gene Ontology annotation, biological process: norepinephrine-epinephrine-mediated vasodilation involved in regulation of systemic arterial blood pressure; adenylate cyclase-activating adrenergic receptor signaling pathway. The transcript is spliced from 2 exons. Gene Ontology annotation, cellular component: membrane. NCBI's taxonomy places the organism in Eukaryota, Metazoa, Chordata, Actinopteri, Salmoniformes, Salmonidae. The record is from RefSeq and is a predicted model, not a curated record. Bases 533 to 1885 code for a protein of 450 amino acids. Gene Ontology annotation, molecular function: norepinephrine binding; epinephrine binding; beta3-adrenergic receptor activity.